Messenger RNA from Eurypyga helias (sunbittern), 406 nucleotides. It is a transcript of the gene RPS19BP1, whose product is annotated as ribosomal protein S19 binding protein 1. Gene Ontology annotation, cellular component: nucleolus. Lineage: Eukaryota; Metazoa; Chordata; Aves; Eurypygiformes; Eurypygidae. The annotation marks the transcript as partial. Gene Ontology annotation, molecular function: enzyme binding. The record is from RefSeq and is a predicted model, not a curated record. The transcript has 3 exons.
GCAGGCCGGGGAAAGGCCCCGCCGGGACUCCAGCGGGGGCAGGACGGCCAGGGGGCGGCGGGAGCUGCGAGGCGGAGGAAGAGGGUGCCGGAGCCCGGCAGGAACAAGGCCACGGUCAAGGGCAGAGUCGUGAAGUCGGCGAUAGAGGAGUAUCACAAGAAGAAGGCCGUGAAUCACUUGAGAGCAAACCUGCAGUACAUGCUGAAGGGACGAUUUGUUGCAAACAAAGCUAUCACAGAACAAAUUCUUGCUCAGAACAGAGGCAGGAAGUCUAAAGAUCAGCCUCCAAAGAAGGUGGAAAAGAAGAAGCCCGAGGGCACUGUUUUUACUGAGGAAGAUUUCCGUAAAUUUGAGAGAGAAUACUUUGGGAGACCAUAAACAACGUGACAAGGAUUCUUGCAGCUCC